Messenger RNA from Manihot esculenta (cassava), 2281 nucleotides. Its product is annotated as E3 ubiquitin-protein ligase UPL5-like. The coding region runs from base 304 to 2265 and encodes 653 amino acids. NCBI's taxonomy places the organism in Eukaryota, Viridiplantae, Streptophyta, Magnoliopsida, Malpighiales, Euphorbiaceae. Gene Ontology annotation, biological process: proteasome-mediated ubiquitin-dependent protein catabolic process; positive regulation of protein catabolic process; protein polyubiquitination. The record is from RefSeq and is a predicted model, not a curated record. Gene Ontology annotation, molecular function: ubiquitin-protein transferase activity; protein binding. The transcript has 2 exons.
AAAACUAUUCCUUUCCUUAGAAACCAUAAAGCAGACACAGCCAUCACCGCUGCCGCUUCUAAGAAAACCACCAUCGUUGUUGGGGUUUUGUUAAAUGUUGAUGCUCUUUCUAAUAUUUUUAUAGUAUUAGAUUAUUUAUUAAAUAAAAUUAAAAUGCAUUUGUUUAUGAAUUGAGUGUAUAUAUUUAAGUGUAUUGUGGAAAAGGUCGUAGAUGGAGUUGGGUAGUAAAUUUGCAAUUUGAUGAGUUUUCAGUGAGAAACAGCCUUGAAUUAUAGAAGUCAGAAGACCUCUCAUCCAGAGUCGAUGGCGUGGCCGUUCGCUGGAGCUGAACCCAUCCAAUUAUUCGUCAAAAUGAUGAAUUCGCAAGCUCCACCCAUGGAAAUCAACGUGGAUGCUAAUGAUAUUAUAAAGAUUAUCCACGAGAAAAUUCUAGUGACCUGGAAAAUUCCAGUUACUGAACAGAAGUUCUUUUAUGGGACAAAGCAGCUACAAUACUGGGACACGGUUAAACAGUGCUCAAUUCAAAACAAAGCCUGCCUUGAGUUGAUGGUUCGAUGGGAUGACAUGGACGGCACGUCGGCACUUCUCCAAAUGGUUCAUCAAAUGAGUUCAAGCAUUUGUCGCAUGUGCCAAGGUGAAUCCGAUUCCAAAAAUGAAGACUGCCGUAAUAUUAUUACGGCGGCGUUGGAGCGCCUAAGAGAAGAGAAAUUGGACAGUCUUUCUUUGUAUUCUGUCCCUGCGACUUUGGUUAUGCUUUAUAGCUCGCCGAUUGAAGGUAACAAAUUCUAUGGUCAUAAUUUGAUAAUGCUUUACAUGGAACUUAUAUUGAUGAACGAUGAUGAGGAUUUUCCAGAUGAAAAAGCUUCUUUGGGAUUAGAAUUUUGUAAUUUGCUCAGAGAAUUAUCUGCUGAAGAUCCUCUGUACAAAUCUUGCAGGACUAUUCUAGCAGAGCUUUUAGGAGAUUAUGAGAUUCAUUCCGAUUAUGAUGAAUGCAUGAUAACCGAAAUUCUACUAUUCGCUUUCAAGUUAUCACAAGACUUGUCGAAUGGAUUGGCCAAGUCCUUCUAUCGAUGGGAACACAUUGAAUUACUGAGAAUUCAAUUUGGUGAGUUUGGAAAAUUCUUAUGCGUAUUACGUAAGGCUAUUGAUGUUCAGAUAAAAGUCGAUGAGAAUGAUGAUCAGAAUUCGAUGGUUGAAUUAAUAGUUGCCGGAAUUGGAAUUAUUUUUCAAGUUCACUUGAAAGAUAUGGAGCAGAAUCUUGCUUGUUUUGCCAAUAUGAUACAAGUAUUUGAAAAAAUUGAUACGCUGCGUUCUGUUUCACUUCUGUAUUUGGCCAUUCUGAAUGAAUUGAAUAGCAUGUCUCAACUUCUGGAGGGUGCUCCGGAUGAAUUUCAGCGUUUAUUAGAAUGCCAGAAGAAUUCACUACAAAUAAUGAUUAAGAACAUCAUGCGGGGUGAUGAUUAUGAUUGGCUUCUUGAGUACAUUGCUAUGCUUGAUUCUGAAUCCAGGAUGCAUUUAGUAAUGAUGAAGAUGAUCCCGGAGAAAAGAUUACGCGACGCAGAGCUCUACAAGCCUCUCAUCUGGUGGUCCGAAAAUUUGGACAAAAAGCUGUUCAAUGCAGUAAAAAAUACGGAUCUUAGAGAUCCUAAAGUAUUGCAUCUUUGGUUAUGCAAGUUAUGUCAAAUUUUAUUCGAACCAAAAAAUCUCCUGUUCCGGGCAUGCACAAAUGAUCCUACAAAGUUCUAUCCUAAUCCUGAGUUGGAGCCAGAACCCUUUCAUCUUGAUUGUUUGAGUUUUGCUGGUAAAGUGAUUGCAGUAGCACUGAUGCAUGAAAUACAAGUAGGUAUUGCCUUAGAUCUUUUGUUUCUUAUGCAACUGGCUGGAAAGAAUAUUUCGUUAGAAGAUGCAAGGAAUGUAGAUUCAUGCCUUCACAAUGCGGGCAAGGAUAUCUCUAAACAGGUAUCCUUUUUCACAAAAGGCUUUGAGAGUAUUUUUGGGACACCAAUUUUACAACUGCUAUCUUUUAAGGGACUAGAGCUUGAAGAUCUUAACCAGGUGCUAAAAGGAAAAAUAAAUCUUACAUCUAAUUCUAGUAAGAAGAAAAAAUAUGUGAAUCAUGACUUCGAUGAAAGUGAUCCUCUGAUGUCCCAAUUACAAGAGGUAUGUGCUUGUAAAUUUUUCUUACUCUUAACGGAGCUAUUGUUUCCUUCACUUUUUCAUGCUUAUCACGGCUCAGAAGCUUCAUUUCAAAAUAUUAUUGCAUGAGCCGCUUUAUCAUUGG